Messenger RNA from Linum tenue, 4957 nucleotides. NCBI's taxonomy places the organism in Eukaryota, Viridiplantae, Streptophyta, Magnoliopsida, Malpighiales, Linaceae. The record is from the annotation of a GenBank genome assembly.
CCCCAAAAAUUCGAGUUCCUUAGCACCACCGCGUCAAAUUGGUACCGACUCCCGAUUCUCCUCUCCGAAUCCCGCUCACCUCUCCGAGUCGGAGUCAUCUACGCAACCGCUCUCUCUGUCUUCCAUGUCAUGGCCGCUGUCGUCGACACCUCGUCUUCCCCGGUCUCCGGCGACCAACGCCCGAGUAGCCUCGCGGCGGAUUCCCUACCUCUCAUUGACCUCGGCCUUCUCUCUCAAUCGGAGCUACUCUCCCUCUCCGUUUGCUCCUCUUCCUUCUCCUCCGUCCACAAUCUCCACAACGACACCGACGUUUCUACUCCCAGAAUCGAUCGCUCCGUCUUCAACGAAUCUGCGGGAAGCCGUAAACAGACAUUCUCCCGCCUCCGCCUAGCCCGUCGAGGGAGCUCGCGCCGCCCCUCUGCUUCGCCUUCUACUGCGACUCCCUUGCGUCUACGGAGCGCUGAAGUUCCGCUCGAUGAGGAGAGUCGUCUAAUCGUAUCAGGACUCAAGUCGCUGUUCGGCGUCGUGGAUUCUGGUUCUGGUCAGAGCGGAGGCGUGGAUAACCUAGUUUCGGUCCCCGUCGGCCAGCUCGAGGGAACUCUGGCUUUGCCGUCAAAUAGGACAAGCGUCGUGGAUUCCGGUUCUGGUCAGAGCGGAGGCGUGGAUAACCUAGUUUCGGUCCCCGUCCGCCAGCACGAGGGAGCUCUGGCUUUGCCGUCAAUUAGGAAAGGCGUCGUGGAUUCUGGUUCUGGUCAGAGCGGAGGCAUGGAUAACCUAGUUUCGGUCCCCGUCGGCCAGCACGAGGGACUUCUGGCUUUCCCGUCAAAUAUGACAGGCGAACUAGAAAUUGAACUUAUGAACAUCCCUAGUUCUAGUCGCAAUCGAGACAUUGAACAGCCGGUGGUUGUACUGGCUAUUUCUGCAGAUCCUGUUCCUAGUCCAAAGAAGCGGAAGCGAGGUAGGCCGAGCAAAACCAACACUAAUCUCCAUGGUAAUCCUUGUAGUAUGGUAAACAAUGUGGUGUCUCACGCGGAGAAUAGGAUUGUUCUUGUGCCUGAUGAUGCGGAGAAUAAUAGACUCGAAGAGAAUACGGGAAUGAUGAAUGUAGGAGAGAACGCGAUUGAAUUAGCUAUGGUUGUAACCACUGAUGAUCCAUAUGGAGAUAGGUUAAGGAACAGCACUGCGGGAAUGCGGACAAAGGAAGAGGUGUUGGAUUUUUUGCAGGCAAUUCAAGGGGAAUGGGUGACUAGCAAGAGAAAGAGGAAGAUUGUAGAUGCCAGUGCCUUUGGGGAUAUAUUGCCUAGUGGCUGGAAGCUCUUGAUUCGUGUCACAAGGAGAAGGAAGAAUGUCUGGUUGGAUUGUGCAAGAUACAUAAGCCCUAAUGGGCAGCAGUUUGUGUCCUUCAAGGAAGUUGGGUCAUAUUUACAUUCCGCUUCUGGACUCCAAGAUGCAACCCUGUCAAAUUUUGGUGGUGUUGAUGGAAAUGUCCGAGUAACUUCUCAAUAUGUAAGUCAGCAUUGCAAUAUUUGUUAGCCAUUCCAGCAUCCCUAUAUUGUUUCACUUCACAAAGUGUGCUUACAACAGUCUGCAGAAAAUAUGUUUACGGAUGACAAUAAUGGAUGCGAGUACCCUUCAACAUGGUCUGUUUCUCCAACCCGGCCCAUUGAACCCAAGGAGAAUACCUACGCAAUAGAGAUGGGGAGCCUUGAUGAGCUCCAGAUUGAGAAAAGUUACAAAUGUCAUAAAUGCAGAAUGGCUUUCCACCAACAAGAUGAAUUGCUCGAACACUUGGUAACAUCUCAUCGUCGCACUCCAAAGAGGAUUCGAUAUGGAACAACGACGAAUGAGGAAGCCAUAAUCAAAGAUGGAAAAUACGAGUGCCAAUUAUGUCCCAAGACUUUUGAUGAAAGGCAUCGCUUCAAUGGUCACUUUGGAAAUCACGUAAAAGACUAUUUGAAGAGAAUUGAAGCUUCAUUGGGAAAGGGGACAUUUCAAAAGGGUGUGGUAUUAUCCCCAUCAUCGGUUGCCAGCCCAUUGCCAACCUCGAAUAUUUAUGCUAUACCUACUCGUGAUGCUGUUCUGUCCGAAGGUGUGAAGCUUCAUGGUUCUAUUAGAUUUGACAUGGCCAAAAGAGCUUCCGGUGCCGAAACCAAUGAAGCAAUAACACAUGGGGUUCCAUGUGCAACAAAAGUGAAUGAUUAUGUUGCAAAUUAUAAUUGUAAGCAGGAUCAAGUUAGCACGACAUGCCUUGAUGAAGUGGGAAGGGCAAAUGAAAGAAAUGGAAUUGGUUAUACUGUUAAUAGUCCCCCUUCUGUUGUCGCUCCAAUUUUACCAGAUACGAAUAAGAAUAAUGCCAUUUGUGGAUCAUCGGAUGGGGCGGAGCCUUGCAAAGGUGCUGCUGAUGACAUUGAUUCCCUUGCUGGGCAGGAAAUCUUUUGUAAGGAUGCUUCAUUUGCUACAUCUUCUGAACAUAAUAGGCAUGAGACAUGUAAUGCCGGCACACCAAUGAAUCAGGAUGAGCCGAACAGAAGUCCUGUUAGUCGCUCUCUUGUUCUUGAUAAUGAGAAGAUAAUUGGUGGUCAAAACGUUGAAAAUGGGAAUAUAUCGAGUACUAUAGUAGAAGACUCUACAAUCAAGAGCGCCGAUCCAGCAGAGGAAGAGGUUCCAGUUGCUGCACAUGUCUUUGAUUGCAGAAUAGAGGCAGAUGCUACUACUAACAUCCCAGAGCAGACUGUUGAGUGUUGUUUGCCUGCUCCAUUUGUCAGUGAUGAGAAACAUGGGUUUGUAAAUAGUGCAGAUGGGAUUCUGACUCCAACAACAGUGGGCACUGUGGAAGCAAAAGGUUAUGAAGAGGAUUCAUGUUUAACUCAAGAUCAGAUAACACUUGGUCUGACCAGUAGUGCGAAAAGUCUGCCAGGUAGCUGGGAAACUAGGCCCCCAACUGAUGUAGCAGAAAAAUCAAGGAACAAUUAUAUAACAGUUGAUAGAGACAGUGGGAAUUCUUUGCCUUUUGAUGAUAGUGUUAGCAAUGAACAAAAUGGGCGAUAUGGAAGCCAUCUGGGCAAACCAUCAAAUGACCAUAUGUUCUAUGUUGUCCGUGAUAUAAAAGAGAACCCCAGAUCCAGUAUAUGUAGACUUCCAGAAGAGAAGGAAGCUGAUGAUGACUGCCAGCUAGCUCUAUCUUGUAGUGAGCAUUUUAGUGGUUUGAAAGCCGGUGUGGCUAAGGUAUCUAGUGGAGAAGGAGAAACUCUGAAAUGUGAUAAAGCGGUAUUUUCAAAGAGGAAUUAUUUUGGCUUCGACACCGCUCUACCCUUGGGUUAUCUUGGCAAUGUAGAGGAGGAAAGAAGUUCCACCAGUUUGUCACAUAUGUCUUCUGCACAUAGACAGUCGUAUACCUUAGAGUGUCAAGCAGGUUAUAAUAUGCAAGCCCAUGGUGAUGUCAACCAGGUUAAUCAGAUCUCAAGUAUCUCGGUGGAUAGCAGAAAUAAUGAUGCUAAUAGUUCAUAUAAGGGUGAUCAAAGCAUCUACUAUGGCCAUGCCUGUGCUACUCAGAAUAGUCUUACUAUGAGAAAUAAUGAGCAGGAAACGUUUCCUGCAGUUAUAAUAGGUCAGGACAGGUGUUCUAUGGAUGAAUACCCAAGGUCAAAUGAUGGUUCUGUGGAGAAUUUUCUGCCUUUUCCAUUCAAUGGUCAAGUGCGAAGCUUUGGGAAUGACCUAAACAGGGCUUUUCCUCAGAGUGAAUUUUUCGGAAAUUCGAGGAAGAAAGGAAUGGAGUCCUGUUUUAAUGGUGAUGCACAAACCAAUAGAAGUACUGCUACAAGGGAGUUCAUGUGGAGAACUGAUGAAGAGAGCAACUUGCUUGGUGGUUUUGCUGAUACUCCAUCCCAACCUGUGCUGUCAUCAAAUGCUCUUCCUCCAUAUGAUUUGGUUCAGAGAAAGGGUGGAAGUGAUCUCUUUGGCUUCAAAUUUGGUGGCAGCGUUUCUGGUUCACCAGGACUGAGAUUGGGCAACAUGGAUAACCCAGGAUUUGGUUUCCGAGAUUCUCAAAUGACCUCUCAUUCAGAGGAUCCCAAGAUUUUAUCCUAUGCGAAAACGGUGAACCAGGAGUUGGAUUCAUCACCCAUUUGGGCUGGGAAAGAGGCUCUGCCUCUGUUGCCAAAAAUGGGAACCCGGCACGACCUUCCUGUUGUGUGCAUUUCUUGUAGAAAGAUGUUUCAUUACAGUGCUCCUGAUUCUAGAUCGGGAUUUGGCACGGAUGGUUUUAUAUGCGCAGUCUGUAAUGCCAAGUUCCCCGGGAGACUAAGUUUACAGUAGGGCAGUUAAAGCCAACGAAGAUCCUCCACAUUGCAGUUUUGCACUGCCCUAUGGGUGCUGCUAACUAGGAGAUGAGCUUUUGAUGUAGCACUCGGCUGGAGUCGACAGGUGGCUUUGCUGGAUUUUGAUCUUCUGGCUCUGGUACGACUGUUUAGUCUGUUACCAAGUGUUUCAUCUCUUGAUGCAUAACUUACUCUUUUGCAUUCAUUUUGUCUUGUGAAGGUCCUGAUGUGUGCGUGUGCUUUUAUUUCCUUCACAAGAAAGAUCUUAGAAGUUAACUGGGUAUAUUCCUGUACCGUGCUUUCGCUGGCCUUGAUAAGUUCAAUCAUAUUACCUUUUUUUUUUUUUUGCUCAUUCGAGGGGUUGGAAGUGAAUAUAUAGGGAUGGGGUGGGAACAGGCCGAGGCACGGUUAUUCAUAGGUAAUAAGUGAAAAUUCGAGAUCAUGUUCAUACCUGAUUGGGUUUGGAUUUUCAUGAUUAUUCAUAGGUAAUAAUUUAUCCUCAACCAACAUGUUAACAUUCACAUUAGGAAUGAUAAUGAAUAGGUUAGAGCUGGUAUCUUAUCUAGAUACUCAAUAACGGCCCUGAAGUAGGUUGAGUCUAUAUUGGUAUGUAACUAAAAGUAAAACAUUAGAAAUAUUAA